This is a messenger RNA of Hydra vulgaris (swiftwater hydra), 3039 nucleotides long. RefSeq lists its product as uncharacterized. NCBI's taxonomy places the organism in Eukaryota, Metazoa, Cnidaria, Hydrozoa, Anthoathecata, Hydridae. The record is from RefSeq and is a predicted model, not a curated record.
AACAGCAAAUUGAUAAAUAUCAUUUUUUUGAUAAACCGUGUUAAGCUUUUAUUAUAUCGUUGUUAAUCAGAUUGUUUUUUUUUUGCUUGUUUGUUUUACUUUGGUAAUUAUACCGAGUGAAAAGAAGCAAAACAAGUUAUAUUUAAACUUGAUACGUGUAGUUUUUAAUAGAAUUCAAAUUAUUAAGCUCACAUUACUGUGAUUAAUAAAGCUUUGUUAUUAGCCAAUUUAACACAUUCAAUUCAGUCAUAUUUUAGGAGAACUAAAAUUUUUGUAACAUUUUGGGUGUAUUUUUCAAAAAUAUCUACGUAAGUUAUGGCAUGUAAUCAUCAAGAAAAAUUAUCAAGAUUAUGUAGAAUUUGUGGAAAUAUAUUAGGAAAAGACAGUUUAAAAACUGAUUCUAAAAUUGAUCGAAUAUAUAAAGUGUUUAGUAUAAAUAUAUCAGAAGAUUCUCAAUAUAUUCAUCCAAAGAAAAUGUGCAUGAGAUGUUAUACUUAUCUUAGAAACAUCAAAAAUAGAGGUAAUAAAGUUUUUAAAACUUAAAAAAAUUUGAUUAAAAUGUCUUUCAAUUGAAUGCAAAUGUAUUUUUGGCAUUCUUGGUCGAAAACCAAUAUCCAAUAGAGGACGACCAGAAAAGGUUAAAAAAUGGACACAGUUUUAUUUAAAAUCAUUUCUUGAUUCAUUACGUAUGCCUAAAGAUAGAAAAAAUUUUCUAGAACUAAACCAUAUUCUAAAUCCACAUAUAAAUUUAUGCAUUUGUAAAAUUUGUGGAGAAGUUAUGAAUCAGCCUGUGAUGCUGAAAAAUUGUCAACAUUCGUUUUGUAGUUCAUGCAUUUUUUGAUUUGAUAAUGUGAUUCAAACUGUCCGUUAUGUAAAACCAACAUCACAAUUGAUAGCCUUACCUAUUCCAUCCAUAUAUCUGAAAUCUUAGAUUAUUUAACUAUUGUUUGCAAGAUUUGUAACAAAAAUGUACUUUUAAAAGAUAUUAAUUGUGAAAAUCAUGACUGCAAAAAAUUAUUAAACAACACUAUAGAUGAAAGCAAAAAAAUAGUUAGUAUAAAUAAUUUUUACCAAGUCACUGACUCAAGUGAAAUCACACUAGAGGUUGAAGAUGCUGUUUUACAUGUCAUUAAAAAAAAAUUGAAUCAGUCUAAAACAUCCAUAAUAGAAUUUUUAUCUGGUGGACCUAGGCCACUUUGUUUUGUUUCUGCUCCAAAAGUUAAUGUAGAAAGUGCACACUGUAAAAAUAGGACUUUAAGUAAAAGGCAGAAACAUUUAAUGCAACAAGUUAAUCAUACUGCUGGUAGUUCACAGGAAUCUAAAAUUUGUCAAACAUCUGUAAUGUUAAAGUCAUAUGAUAAAGAUGAAGCAAAUGAAAUGUUAAAAAAAGCAAAUAUUGAAACUAUGGAUUUAAAUGUAGAAGAAAUGGUUGCUCUAAAAGCUGAAAUGGGUAUUCCAUGGAAUAAAUUAAAAACUAUGGCUAGGUGUUUAAAUUCCAAAAAUAUUACCACUGCUUCAAACAACAAACAAAGAGUUGUUGCAAUAGAAUGGUCUGGAAAUGAUAUAGUUUUUUUAAAUGGACCAUUUACAUUUCAAAAUGAAAAUAAUCAUGAUGUUUUUGAAAUUAAACUAGCUCCUUGGGCAUAUAUCAAGAACCUACCUAACAAUAUAGAGAAUCUACUGAAUCUUCUUGAAAAGUUUAACCUUCUUUAUCAUGAUGGGAUUAAAAAAGAUGAAAUACAUAUAAAAAUUGGUGGUGAUCAUGGAGGCGGUUCUUUUAAAAUGAGCUACCAAAUUGUUAAUCAAAAUCAGCCUAACUCAAAAUCAAAUAGUUAUGUGUUUAGUACUUUUGAAGCAAAAGACUAUCGCACUAAUCUGAAAGUUGGGCAAUCUAGAGAUACACAACAAGUUGAUGAGAUGCAAAAAAUGAAUUGGAAAAAUCACCAUUUUUGUGUCUUUAUGUUUGGAUACUAUGAUUUUCUGUGCAGCGUAUACAGAAUCACUGGAGCUAAAGGUCGGCAUUGCUGUCUCUUUUGUGGUAUAACUAAGGAAGAGAUGAAAAUAAUUCUAACAAAUCGAAUACGUAUUGUUUCACAAGUGAUAACUUUGAAUCUUUCCAGAAUUCUGGAGGAAUUUUAAAGAGUGCAAAGCAUUUCAAUAAUGUUAUUGAUCAAUCUUUGUUUAACAUUCCUUUGGAUCAAAUCGCUGUGCCUGCAUUACAUAUAUCACUCGAUAUCUAUUUGAAAUUUUUUGUUAUGUUAAAAGAUGAGCGUCAUUUAGUUGAUAUAAAACUUGCUGGAGAACUUGCAUUAAGAAAUAAAAUUAUUGGUAAAACUGAAUUUGAAAUGUACAUUACCAUGCAUGUCCAGUCAAAUCUUUUAAAUAGCAUUAUUGCAGAUUGCCUAGAAAAAAUUGCUCUUCUACAAGAUACAGUUGGGAUAAAAGUAUUGCGUGAACCUGAAAGAUAUUUUGAAAAUUUAUAAGCCAAGAAUACUUUACUAUGAAUUGAGAAAAAAUGACAAGUCAAAAGAACUACAAAAUUUACGUGAAAGUAAUGAACUAGAUAAAGUUUCAUGACCAUGCAUUCAAAAACUCGAUGAAGUAUUGAAAGCAAAUAAAGUUGAAAGGCAAGCAUACCAUGGAAAAUGUUUUGUAGGAAACCAUGUUCACAAAAUGCUAAAACAUCAACCAUUACUUGACUUAUGCAAUUCAAUUCCUAAGGUAGUUGUAGACCUUGGCUUUAUAGAUACUGAUGUUCACUUAUUAUCUAUUGAUGUGAGCCAAAAAUUUAAAAAAUUAUUUUCUUAUUAUUCUAAGUGUCAUAACAUUAUGAACAGCUCACAUUCUUUUGAAGAUUAUGUUCAGGAACUUGAAUUAGCAAUCAAAAACCUGAUGGAAUUUUAUAGAUUGACAUGGCCAGAAGCUACAAUAACACCAAAAAAGCAUUUACUUAAAAGCCACGUACCUCAGUUCAUUGAAAAAUGGACAUUAGGAAUAGGAGUUUAUGGUGAACAAGGUGGUGAAAGUUUGAACGCCGAG